AUGGGUGAAGCUUCGAUCACGGAAUCCAACUGGCGCCUCGUCGAGGUCGGCCGUGUCGUCCUCCUCCAGGGUGACAGCCCCUACGCUGGCCGCCUUGCCACCAUCGUCGAGAUCGUCGACCACAAGCGAGUUCUCGUCGACGGACCCGCCAAGGGCGCCGAAGUCCCCCGCCACGCCGUGAGCCUCUCGCGGUGCCUCAUCUCUCAGCUCGUCGUCGAGGGCCUACCCCGAGGCGCCCGCGGCCCCACCGUCCAGAAGUUCUGGGAGAAGAACCAGAUUGACGCCAAGUGGAAGGAGACCAACUGGUUCAAGCGCCGCCAGCAGAUCGAGCGCCGAAAGGCCCUUACCGACUUCGACCGAUUCAAGCUCAUGAGGCUCAAGAAGCAGAGGAGGUUCGAGGAGCGUCUCGUGCUCGCCAAGAUCAGGGCCAAGGCGUAA
Scedosporium apiospermum is the source of this 438-nucleotide messenger RNA. RefSeq lists its product as uncharacterized. Gene Ontology annotation, molecular function: structural constituent of ribosome; RNA binding. Gene Ontology annotation, cellular component: ribosome; cytosolic large ribosomal subunit. The record is from RefSeq and is a predicted model, not a curated record. The transcript is spliced from 2 exons. NCBI's taxonomy places the organism in Eukaryota, Fungi, Ascomycota, Sordariomycetes, Microascales, Microascaceae. Bases 1 to 438 code for a protein of 145 amino acids. Gene Ontology annotation, biological process: translation; ribosomal large subunit biogenesis.